GCUCGGUGCUCCCAUGGUCCCCGUCACAGGCAUGGGUGGAAUGGGCAUGUCACAUCCCGGAAUGGGUGCUCCCCCAUUGCCGAGUCCGAACCAGAUGCUUUAUGGCACGAUCAAGCAGAUCAACCAGGAGAAGGGCUGGGGCCACAUCACCUGCAAAGCCCUGGAGAAGUUUCUGGGCAAGGCCGACAUCUUCGUCCUCCCCACGAGCAUGGCGGAAGUACCGGGGGCCACUGCCGGCGCGGAGGUCUCCUUCAAUGUCUCAGCAGGACACAAAGGGCCCCAUGCCAUCAACAUCAAGUUUUGCGAGAUUAGCGCGGCGGCAGGGCAGAGCUUCUCUGGCACGGUCUCGUCGUUCAACCCAGGCAAGGGAUGGGGCUUCAUCGAGAGCCCGCAAGCGAAAGAGUUGUUCGGCACUGACAUCUUCUUUCACCAAAAGGCAGUCGUUGGGGAUGCCGUCGCGGCAGGCGACUGGGUGUCCUUCAGUAUCGACGUCUCUGGCGGGCGACCGUCGGGUGCCAGUGUUGAGAAAGUCGCCGGAGGAGAAGGCGGCGGAGGAGCCUAUGGCGGCUAUGGCAAAGCCGCUGUGACCGGCGCG
This is a messenger RNA of Symbiodinium sp. CCMP2456, 595 nucleotides long. NCBI's taxonomy places the organism in Eukaryota, Dinophyceae, Suessiales, Symbiodiniaceae. The record is from the annotation of a GenBank genome assembly.